AUGUCUGGCACAUCAUCAGAAUCGGGCGAAGGGUCCGCAAACACGGCCACUCAAUCCCCUAUUAGCGAGAAGAUGGAAUACCCGGGCUUUAAAAAGAGAAUAGUCAUUAUGGCGGCCGUGUACCUGGCCCUGUUCUUGGUGACUCUGGACCAAAACAUCAUCGCCACAGCCAUCCCGAGAAUUACAGACGAGUUCAACUCUCUGGGCGACGUCGGCUGGUACGGAACGGCCUAUAUCCUGUCCAUGUGCAGCCUCCAGCUGCUCAUGGGGAAAGUCUACAAGUUCUACGCUGCCAAGCCCCUGUUCCUCGCCGGGUGCGCCCUCUUCGAGAUUGGCUCAGCCAUCUGCGGCGCCGCGCCCAACUCGAUCGCCUUCAUCCUCGGCCGCGCCAUCUCGGGCGUGGGGUCCUCGAGCAUGUUCUCCGGCGUCAUGGUCAUCAUGUUCCACACCAUACCGCUGCAGCAGCGGCCCAUCUACCAGGGCUUCUUCGGGGCCGUCUUUGCCGUCGGGUCUGUCAUCGGGCCGCUCGUGGGAGGCACGUUCACGGACAAGGUGACCUGGCGGUGGUGCUUCUACAUCAACCUCCCCGUGGGCGCCGUGUCGAUCCUUGUCACUGCGCUCUUCCUCGACCUGCCCGGCCAGCGACUGGACGCCCGACCCGACGGGUGGAUCGCCAAGGUGAAGCAGCUCGACCCCCUCGGCAACCUGGUCUUCCUGCCCGGCAUCGUCUGCCUCGUCCUGGCGCUGCAGUGGGGCGGCACCGAGUACCCCUGGGACUCGGCACGCGUCAUUGUCCUGUUCGUCCUCUGCGGCGUCUUCUGCUGCGCGUUUGGCGGCGUCCAGGUCUGGAAGGGGGAAAAGGCGACGGUCCCUCCCCGCAUCGUCACCCAGCGCAGCAUCGCCGCGGCCAUCUGGUUCGGCUUCUUCAACGGCGCGGGGCUGAUGGUCAUGCUCUACUACCUCCCGAUCUGGUUCCAGGCCGUCAAGGGCGUCAGCGCCAUGAAGUCGGGCAUCAUGCUCCUGCCCAUGGUCCUCUCCACCGUCAUCGGGUCUCUCUCCACCGGCUUCGCCAUCUCCCGGGUCGGGUACUACGCGCCCUUCUUCCUCGUCAGCUCCGUCUUGGUCCCGCUCGGCGCCGGCCUCCUGACGAUGUUGACCCCGUCGAGCGGGCACCCCGAGUGGAUCGGGUACCAGGUCAUUUUCGGCCUGGGCGUCGGCGUGGGCACGCAGCAGCCCCUGGUCGUCGCGCAGACGAUCCUGGACAGGUCCGACAUCGCUACCGGAACCUCUAUCGUCACCUUUACGCGCUUCGUCGGCUCGGCCGUCUUCCUCCCGGUGGCGCAGAACGUGUUCAUCAACGGGCUGGUCAACAGGCUGUCCAACCUCCCCGGCAUCGACCCGCAGGCUGUGAUCAAGGGCGGCGCGACGGAGCUGAGGAGUCUCGUGGGCAGUGACGAUCUGGCAGUGAUGCUCUCCGACUACAAUGCCGCCGUCAUCGACGCCUUCUACAUCGCAGUCGCGACUAGCGCCGUGACCAUUUUCGGCAGCGUCUUUGUCGAAUGGCGCAGCAUCCACAAGAAGGCCGAAAGGGCCGGCUCGAGCAGUCAGGAGAGGGUGUGA
Thyridium curvatum is the source of this 1620-nucleotide messenger RNA. RefSeq lists its product as uncharacterized. Lineage: Eukaryota; Fungi; Ascomycota; Sordariomycetes; Thyridiales; Thyridiaceae. The transcript is spliced from 2 exons. Bases 1 to 1620 code for a protein of 539 amino acids. The record is from RefSeq and is a predicted model, not a curated record. Gene Ontology annotation, molecular function: transmembrane transporter activity. Gene Ontology annotation, biological process: transmembrane transport.